This is a messenger RNA of Spathaspora passalidarum NRRL Y-27907, 963 nucleotides long. RefSeq lists its product as uncharacterized. The coding region runs from base 1 to 963 and encodes 320 amino acids. Lineage: Eukaryota; Fungi; Ascomycota; Pichiomycetes; Serinales; Debaryomycetaceae. The transcript has a single exon. The record is from RefSeq and is a predicted model, not a curated record.
AUGCAUACAGAAAUAGUAACUACCUGUGAAGAUGAACGUCCUUGUGAGCCUACUACUUCAAGUGAAGAGAUUGCGAUCGUUAUAGUUACGCGCACAUCUAAUACCACUAUUUGCCCACUCAAAGAGAGUGCUAGUUCUGAAUCAUUAAUGCCAACUGAAGUCAUCACUACAGAAAUAGAAGACCACACUACUGCGAAUGAAGAAAUUAUCAUUAUAGUUACACGGACAACUAAUACCACAACAUGUCCACUUACAGACACUUCUGGGAUUGAAAUCUGGGAAACAGAGAUGCCACCAGUAUUAACUACUACAGAAGUAGAAACAACCUUAGUUGAAGAAGCUACUAGUGCUGAAGGUUUAUUCUACUACCCUACGACCGAAGCACCAGUCGUGGCCACGGAAGCUCCUACAACUGAACCAACAGCAAAUCCUGAAGAGCCUACUACUAAACCCCCAAUUCCUGUUGAAACCUCUCCAAAUAGUGAAACAUCUAGUGGUAGCACUAUUGUGACUAAGGGAACCUCGGAAGAUGUCAACCCAAAUACUGAAGAUAGUAAUGAAAAUGUUACAACUGAUACUGUCCAAUUCGACAACAUCGUUUAUUCCUACUAUUUCCCAGAAAGUUCAAUUAUGAGCACAUCGGUCAUUUCUACGCCUAUUCCUAUUCCAAAGUUACCUACAACUACAGCUCCAGAGUCAAGGGAAAAAGUAGAUACUGCCGGGGAAUUUGAUUCCACCACUAACAUCACAGUUAGUCAGACUGUGACAUUAACUGUUACAAGCGAGGAUGAACCUUCAUCCACCCCUACAACGGUUGUGCCAUACAUUUCAAAGGGUCCAGAGAAUCCACCACAAGCACAACCCCCGAAAGAUCCUCCACCCAAAGUACCAUUUGAAGGUAAAGCUGGUUCUUAUUCAGUAAGUAUCUUACUUUUGGUCGCUGCUUCCUUCAUUCAGAUCUAA